Messenger RNA from Etheostoma cragini (Arkansas darter), 731 nucleotides. Its product is annotated as mucin-5AC-like. Lineage: Eukaryota; Metazoa; Chordata; Actinopteri; Perciformes; Percidae. The annotation marks the transcript as partial. The transcript is spliced from 3 exons. The record is from RefSeq and is a predicted model, not a curated record.
GACGAUGGAGACGCUGCUCGCUCUCUGGGUCGCCGUCAGCGCCAUUGCCGCCGUGUCUUCGACUACGAUUGACCCGCCAGCCACCUCAUCAUCCGUCACCCGCGGUCCAAAUGUGACGGUUCACACCGUCAGCUCGGACAGUUUGACAACUCCCCCCCACCCUUCGGGGUCGCCCCACCCCAACCUGAACACCACGACCGAGCCCCCCAAAGCCGAGACCCCCAGAGCAACAACGCUGGACGGUAACGUGACAACCGCCUCUCCAGACCACACCACGACUAGGUCUUCGGGGACAACUAACUCCACCCACCCCUCCACGGUUCACCCAGACAACAGCACCCUCCCCACCCUCUCCACCCCCACCAGUGCACCGUCUAAUUCCACCAUAACAACUGAGAAUAGAACUACAACGGACGGCUCAUCUUCCAACGUGACAUCCGGGAGCAGAACUACAACAACCAGGAGCAGUUCUUCUUCUGUGUCCCGGAGCACGGCCCAGCCCGCUCCCCCGGCCCCGGCCAGCAGGGCGGUCCCCGGAUGGGGGGUUGCUCUGCUGGUCCUUGCUACCCUGCUGCUGCUGCUGCUGCUCCUGCUGCUUAUUGGACUGCUGGCGUGGUGUUGCUGCUACGGUGGACGCCACAACAACUACGCCGUCUUCGGGUCUCCGAACCACAGAGACGACAUCCCCCUGUACUCCACCCACGGACGCUUCGCCGGGAAACAAUACGUAC